Molecule: messenger RNA, 2264 nt
Organism: Triplophysa dalaica
Lineage: Eukaryota; Metazoa; Chordata; Actinopteri; Cypriniformes; Nemacheilidae
Product: guanine nucleotide-binding protein subunit alpha-11-like
Exons: 8
Coding region: 359-1465 (368 amino acids)
Biological process (GO): phospholipase C-activating dopamine receptor signaling pathway; action potential; adenylate cyclase-modulating G protein-coupled receptor signaling pathway
Cellular component (GO): heterotrimeric G-protein complex
Molecular function (GO): guanyl nucleotide binding; G protein-coupled receptor binding; G-protein beta/gamma-subunit complex binding
Source: RefSeq, a predicted model, not a curated record
ACAAACAUCUACUUCAUGGCUGUGUAACUCUGCUUUGAUACUACUAGUCACUUUUUGAAGAGUAUAAUGUCUGCGAAAUGCCUAAAUGUAAAUGUAAUAUAUAUAAAGUAAGUUUAAAGACAAUGGCAGGCAGGAGGCACUGCUCUGAUCUGCCAAUCGCACUGCAUAACAGGAAGACUUUCGAGAAGAACAAGUACAUGCAGUGAAGAAAAUAACGAAACUAACAGAAACGUUUGAGGAAACUCAUUCAAGCCUCAGCCGAUCAAGUCCUAGUUUACUAAAGAGAAAGAUGGAUGUUGAUCCCAAUUUUGAGCAGUAACUUGCGCGUGAAGUAAUGUUAUUUCUAUAGCUUGAAGAAAUGGGUCGACACUCCUUGCCGUGUUUCAAAUGUUGUCUGUCUAAUGAGGAAAGGGAGGCCAUCGAAAUAAGCAAAGAUAUCAAACGCAUGCUUGCCGAGCAGAAGAAAAGAGAACGCAGCGAGAUCAAAGUGAUCUUAUUAGGCACAGGCGACAGCGGAAAGACAACAUUCAUGAAGCAGAUGAGGAUCAUUCAUGGAAAGGGUUUUUCAGAAGAGGAGAGGCGUGGCUACACUAAACUGGUUUUCCAGAAUUUGUUCACAGCUCUGAGGGCAAUGACGCAGGCUAUGUCUACCCUAAAGAUUCCCUACGUCAACUCGCAAAACGAGACACAUGCCCGGCAUUUCCAGCUGCUCGAAGAACCGGAUAUACAUCGGAUAAUGCAGAUUCAGAAAGAUCAGGUAGAGACUAUCCGUCAACUUUGGGCCGAUAAAGGCAUUCAGUUCUGCUACCAACGACGCAGAGAGUAUCAGCUUCUAGAUUCCACGACUUAUUUUAUGAAGAAUUUGGACCGCAUCUCGGCUGAAGGAUAUAUCCCAACAGAUCAAGAUGUUCUCCAGGUUCGAUUCCCCACUCUUGGUAUAACAGACCACUGCUUUAAUUUGGAGAAGAUCACCCUCAGGAUUGUAGAUGUUGGAGGGCAAAGGGGCGAGAGAAAAAAAUGGAUCCACUGCUUUGAGAACGUGACAUCAAUCAUGUUUUUGGCUUCCCUCAGCGAGUAUGACCAGCGUCUGGAAGAAACCAACAAGGAUAAUCGCAUGCAGGAGAGUUUGUCUCUCUUCUACACAACCAUCCACUCGAAAUGGUUCUGUUUUUCCUCAGUCAUCCUCUUCUUGAACAAGGAAGACAUCCUGGCCGAAAAGAUUCAGAUCUCUGAUUUAAGAACAUAUUAUCCAGAAUUCACAGGCAAACGGCGAGAUGCACAUGAUGCGAAGCAGUUCAUCAAAGAGUUAUAUCGACAUGAGGCGGUUUGUCGGGAGACAAAUAACACCAAAUGCGUCUAUUGUCACUUCACUUGUGCCACAGACACCAACAACAUCCGGAACGUCUUCAAUGAUGUUAAAGACACUGUUCUCAUGAGAGCUAUAAAUGAGUACAUCUUUACCUGAGAGAUAUACUUUUACACUGGAAUCAUUUUUAGGUCUGGCAUCUGGUCCACAUUUGGGCCACACAUUUUCCACCUAGACUGGAAAGAGACCACUGAAGUGAUAUGUAAAGUCACCAAACAUUAGUUUAAGGGCAGAUUUAUCUUUAAUAUAAAGUGUUCUUGAAAGUCUAACUGGUGUUUAAGUAGAAUAAAGCAGAAUUUUGCUCAUGAAUGUCUGGUAGUCUUUACAAGUGCUCAUUCUAUCAUUCUAUCAAUCAAGAUGUCAACUAACCAAUCCCAUGACCAUUUAGUCAAUAAGAACAAGUAUAUUUCACAUGUUUGUGAAAACACAAGGCUCAGAGCCUCAGACUUUAAGAUGAUGUCAUUUAAUGCAAGUUAAUAAAUCCAAAGAAUUUUAAUCCCUAGCAUUUAUUCCAAGUCUCAACUACAGCCCUCGUGACAGGCAAAUGUGACCCUGGCCGACAACCAGUCUUAAGGGUAAUUUUUUUGAAAUAGAAAUUUUUACAUCAUCUGAAAGCUGAAGAAAACAAUGUUACAUUGAUAUAUGAUUUGUAAGGAUAGGACAAUAUAUGUUGUACAACAAAUGUUUACAUCUGAGGGCGCAAAAAAAGCGAAAUAAUGAGAAAAUCGCCUUUGAUGUUCUUAAUCAGAAGCAUUGCAGCAGGCCAUCCACUCACAAAAAAAGUUUUUAUAUAUUAACGUAUAACUUUUCUUAUGUUUUUAUAAAAUAUCUUCAUGGAACACUAUCUUUACCUAAUAUCCUAUUGAUUUUGGGAAUAAAAGAAAAACAUUUUUACCCA